This is a messenger RNA of Lagopus leucura (white-tailed ptarmigan), 1554 nucleotides long. Its product is annotated as neuferricin. NCBI's taxonomy places the organism in Eukaryota, Metazoa, Chordata, Aves, Galliformes, Phasianidae. The coding region runs from base 1 to 786 and encodes 261 amino acids. The transcript has 4 exons. The record is from RefSeq and is a predicted model, not a curated record. Gene Ontology annotation, cellular component: endomembrane system; membrane.
AUGCGGCGGGGUGCGGUAGUAGUCGCCGCUCUGUGCUUGGGCGCCGCCUGGCUUCUGGACCGCGGGUUCGAUCCCCGCGCCUGGCUGCAGCCCGGCAACCGCCUGCUGAGCGCCGCCGAGCUCGGACGGCACCGCGGUGCUCCGGGGGACCCCGGCCUCUAUCUCGCCCUUCUGGGCCGCGUCUUCGAUGUGCAGCCCGGCCGCAGGCACUACGGCCCCGGCGGGACCUACAGCGGCCUAGCAGGAAGAGAUGCCAGCAGAGCGUUUGCGACUGGAGACUUCACCCCGUCAGGCCUGGUGGAUGAUGUGUCUGCGCUGUCGCCAGCAGAGAUGCUCACCAUCCAGAGCUGGCUGUCCUUCUACAGCACCAACUACGCCUGUGUGGGGAAGCUGGUGGGCAGAUUCUAUGAUGAAAAUGGGGCACCGACAGAGGCCUUAAAGCAGGCUGAGGCUGCCAUCGAGGAAGGGCUGAAGUUCAAAGCAGAAAGUGAUCGGUGGAAGGAGCAGUUUCCACCCUGCAACUCUGAGUGGAGCUCUGCCAAGGGCAGCCGAUUCUGGUGCUCCAGGCAGAGUGGGGGAGUGAACAGAGACUGGACCGGCGUGCCCCGGAAGCUGUACAGGCCUGGCUCGAGGGGAAGCCACUGCGUGUGCGUGAGAACCAGCGGCCCCCCGUGGGGCCAGCAGGGCUCAGCCCAGCACAGCGACAGAGGCGACCUGGAUAACCCCCACCUGCAGGAAUACGACGGCUGCCACCCGCAGGCUGAGCAGUGCAUCCUCAGCACGUGACACCGUGAUUGAAGGGGGCCAGAAGGGCUCCGGUGAUACCCUGUGCUUAGGUGUGCAGUUCCAGCUUCGUUCCCUCCCGUCUGUCUGUGCAAAGGGAGCGAUGGCAGUUUCAUGUUCUGUGUCUUUUAACACAUGGAGAUGGAGGUGGGAGAAGAAGAAACACUUGAGCCAAGUUACUGGCUAAAAAACUGGCACUUAGUGCUUUUUUCCCCACAGUAUUUUUACAUCCAGUGACAAACUGUAAGAUGCACAGCUUGAGCUACACUUAAAAAUGUAUUUCUUGUACAGCCAGGAAAUAGAUGUUUGUGUGCUCAGCGGUGAGUGUAAGGUGUUGUGCUUUAAGGCAGCAAGCAGCAAUGGCAGCAGCAUCACUGACUUCAGUCUAUGCACAAUCCUCCAAUGUCACCUGAAGUCUGCUUACUGCUGCUGCCCUUUCCCAUACAACUGCUUUGCUCUGAAGGAUGUAAAAGCAGCAGGGAGAAGCCUGACUUUCUCCUACAAUUGCAGUGUGUAGCAUCCAGGAACUUGUCCAGUUCAUAUACAAGCUCUGCUUAUCAGAUCCACGAAUACAGAAGGCAAAGGUCAGAGCUGCAUUUCCUUAUUUCAUGUUUGUAUUAGAUACUGAGCAAAGAAGAUAAUGGAUGCCACCUAUGAGGAUUGCUGCUUAAAGUUGACCUCACCAUCCUUGUUUGGUGAUUCACUACUUGAAAGCUACCCAGCCCUGCAGUUUGAACUAGGUGAUAAUAAAAUCUACGUACAGUGUGACCA